Messenger RNA from Gambusia affinis (western mosquitofish), 2387 nucleotides. RefSeq names its product BEN domain containing 7 (gene bend7). Gene Ontology annotation, molecular function: DNA binding. Lineage: Eukaryota; Metazoa; Chordata; Actinopteri; Cyprinodontiformes; Poeciliidae. The transcript is spliced from 8 exons. The record is from RefSeq and is a predicted model, not a curated record. The coding region runs from base 121 to 1320 and encodes 399 amino acids.
UUUCGGCUCUUAUGGGAUAAAUUCCAGCUGCAGAGAUGCCAAUGGUCAGAGUAAGGAUGCUGCCGUGCCUCAAGGUGCCACAAACUAUAUUCACCCUCAUAUCAUCUUUAUGUAGUUUGGAUGGGCGACAAGAGCAUGGAAAUCAAGAAGCAAAUCACUGGAAUGAUGAGGCUCCUGGGUGACAAGACUGGCAGAGUCUAUCAGCGUUUGGGUGUCGAGCAGAACAGCUCAACAAAAGAGCCCCAGGAUAGCCAACUGAACUGUGUGCACACACCUCCAAUUUUACCUGUUGUGUCAGAAGACCACCAGUGCCAAAGCUGGAGCUCUCCAGGAGACCCAGAGCCUCCACCCUCAUCUGAAUCAACGUCAAUCCCUAAUGGUCAAGCCUGCAGCCAGUACAGUACCCGCUCCAGGGUGCUCAGGACUGUCAGCACCACAAAGGAUUUAAUAAAACCCAGUGAGACAAAAGAUGAGCUCCGUCCUGCUGUGCCAGAAAUCCCCUGCUGCGUGUGUAACUGUAAAGGCACCUUGCGGGCGAUAUUGCACGAGCUUCGUGCAAUGAGGAGGCUGAUGCAGACUCAGAAAGGAACAUUUGAAAGGCGGGAACACGCUAAGUCAUCAUGCCAGCCUCACAUCAGCCUGAGUUCUUCUCCACUCCGCAUCUCUCAGAAGAGAAGACCUAUUUAUAAGGUGGCUCCACUGAGUCUCUGUGGCACCGGAAGAACGACUCUUUUUUCUACAGGGGGUUCAACUCUGAAAACUUCACUCCCAGAAGCUGCGAAGAAAAAGGAAUGUGAGAAACUCGACUCAUCUAUGAUCUCCUGUGAUGUUUCUGAGCCGCCAUCUAGGAAUGAUCAGAUAGCAGACUCUGGCACACACAGUCCACUUCUGAAUGCACUUGGUGGACAUCAGGUAUUAGAGUCUGAAGUUCGCCUUGCGGAGGAUUAUGAUGUGUUUAUCUCAAAGGCCCAGCUAGACUCCAUUUUGGUCAACUAUACACGCUCUGGCAGCCUGCUGUUUCGGAAGCUGGUGUGUGCCUUUUUUGAUGAUGCUACUUUGGCCAAUUCUCUGCCAAAUGGUAAAAGAAAGCGAGGGCUCAACGACAACCGUAAGGGCUUGGACCAGAACAUUGUGGGUGCUAUUAAAGUAUUCACAGAGAAAUACUGCACUGAACACAGAAUAGAGAAGUUGCCUGGACCACGAGACUGGGUACAGAUCCUUCAAGAUCAGAUCAAACUUGCCAGAAGAAGGCUGAAACGAGAUGCUGCAGAUGCUGAGGAAAACUCAAUUGAACCAUCUACAAGUACUAACAUCACAUGAGUCUGCCCACAAUUGCAUGGCUUUCACACACACAUUUACAGCAGGUGAUGAUGUCACUGCUUUCAUCCAUUUUGUACCUGUAGAUGUUGUUACAAUUACAUAAUGUGUUUGCUCAGACACAUUAUGAGCAAACAACAGCUUUAACUUGAUCUCAUUUACUGUCAUAACACAUCCACAAAUUACUGUUCCUGGUCUCCUUCGUUAACUCACAAGUCUUUGCUAUGUUCUUUCUAUGACAUUUGACAUUUUCAUGCAGCUUUCUAAAAUGUCAGCUAAUUAUGUUCCCAAUAUGCACAAUAUUCCCUCUAUAUUGUACCCAUUGCUUUCCUAGUUUCAGAACUGCUGCUCAUGGUUACACAGAUUUCUUUUUCUGAAAUAUUAUAAAGCAUAUUAAUUUGUUUUUUGUCUUUUCUCUAGAGGGUUUCAUUUUUAACAGGUUUGAAAGUGAUAAGCAGAAAUUGUUAAACAUGACUGAUUUCAUCAGCUGCCACUAUUGCCUGGCAGCAAAUCAGUAUAUCUUUAAUAAGAAUCUGGCUUUAUUCAUUUAUCACCCUCCGUCUUUCCUUUAUACCCGUGAUAAACAAUUUGAACUGCACAACAAAAGGCAACAGAAUGAUCAAAUUUAUCAUCUGCUAUCAAUAAAUUACACAUUGUACAUAUGUGCCUGCUGGAGUUUACAUCAGGGCACAGACUAAACCACCAGGAUCUGGGAUACUGAGUCAUUAUACAGAAGAGAUAAAGAAAACCGAAAAAUGACCUGCAGUUAAAACCAUAGAAAUGAAAAAGAUUUUCAUCUGUUUUUAUGAUGGUGCUAAAAGGGAUAAGACCUGCAAAAUACAAAGUACGUAUAAAAUAUGAUACAUUUAUUGUCCAGAGACUAUAUCUUUUAAGAUGUUCUCUAUUGUGAAUUGUGCCUUUUAAGUGACCAAUACUUCAGUGGGUGUAAUGUGCAGUGCAUCAUCCACCUUGUUUGGAAAACAUAGUACUUAAAUGUGAUGUAUUUUUAGUAAAUUUUUGAAAUUAAAAAUGGACUGAUGGGGUUUCACCCGAAUAAAUGAAUAAAGAUA